Molecule: messenger RNA, 847 nt
Organism: Drosophila eugracilis
Lineage: Eukaryota; Metazoa; Arthropoda; Insecta; Diptera; Drosophilidae
Product: trypsin beta-like
Exons: 1
Coding region: 30-803 (257 amino acids)
Biological process (GO): proteolysis
Molecular function (GO): serine-type endopeptidase activity
Source: RefSeq, a predicted model, not a curated record
AUUGAUGACUUCAGUGAAACAAAGUCAAAAUGUAUUUCAAGUGCUUAAUUUUCCUAUCGAUUGCUACUUUGGUUUCUGCUGGUCGUAUCCCUGGGCCAGAGGAAAGAAUUAUUGGCGGCCACUCUAUUCCUAUCGAAUAUGUUCCUUGGCAAGUAUCGCUGCAAGGAAAAGAGACUCACAAUUGUGGUGGAGCCAUAUAUAGCGAUCGAGCUAUUGUAACUGCUGCUCACUGCAUUUUUGAGAUAAGAGUGGAGGGGUUAUCUAUUCGUGCUGGAUCUUCGCAUUGGAGUAAAGGUGGCCAACUGGUGAAUGUUUUAAAAGCUGUAUACCAUCCACUAUACGAUAACAAAACUUUUUUUAAUGAUAUUGGAGUGUUGAUUUUGGAGUCACCCCUGAAAUUUAAUAACCAUGUACAGAAAAUAGCUCUCGCUGAUAAAUCUCCCGUAGGUGGAACCAUGAGCUUGGUUUCAGGAUGGGGAUAUACACGAGAAGAUGCUGCAUAUAGUUGGCCAACACUCCAGGGAGUCCAUGUAGCUAUACUUAAUCAUACCGAGUGUGAGAAUGCUUAUAUUAAAUCAAAGAUAACUGAGGACAUGAUUUGUGCCGAUGGAAUUGGAAGAGAUUCAUGUAGGACGGAUUCCGGAGGUCCUUUGGUCAGCAUCCGUGAUCGCAACUUAAUUGGCAUUGUUUCUUGGGGAGAAGGUUGCGGUCGGAAUCCUGGUGUCUACGCAGACGUUGCCUUCUUCCGCGACUGGAUCAAUGAUAAAAUUGAGGAAUACAUUACGUACACAGAUAAUAAAUGAGUUAUCUUGUAUAAAAAAUAAUAAAGACAAUUUUUUAAUCAAUA